AUGGUUUUUGCUGAGUUUGCGGAGAGGCUUCAUUAUUGGCAUUUGAACCUUUUGGAGAGACUGAACGUGCAUCCAAGUCGUACGCUGUCGAAGUUUGGCUUUAGCCCUACAGCCAGCGGUUUUUCGAAUGGGGUAGACGGCCUGCAAUGGCUUGAACAUGCUGUCCGCUAUCGAUCAAAAAACAAGAAGAAGGGGAAAGAAUUGACUGACCUUGAACUGUUCAAGCUUUUAAAGAAACGUCUAGUGCACGACGAAAACUUGCUAGGGGUUGCGGACCGUCUACGAUUUCAAGAUGAGAAUGCGGCAAUGAAGCAACUCUCGGUCGUGUUUUACCGAGCUCUGCUCAAGGAUUGCUCGCCAGCAACCUCCAAGCUCAUGCUCGAUCACUGGCUGGGGUCCAUGGUCGUGGUGCCAGACGAUGUUUUCCUGGCCCUUGGAAUCAAAGUGGAGGAUCUCGUCGAUCAUCCAGCUGUUGUCUAUCAGUGGCUGAGACACAUUUCGGAAUACAGGAAAGCUGGAAGCAACAAGUACACCGUCGAACAAAUAAAAGAGAAGCUGGAGGGAGCAUCUGAGGAUCAAAUUCGCAAGUUCGUCGACGAAGCUCUAAAGCAAGAAGACCCGGUCCUCGUCAACAUGGUGAAAGAGGUGUGGGGAAUUGAACGACCCGGUACGGUGACCGAAACAGCCGUUGCUACCUGA
Messenger RNA from Hyaloperonospora brassicae, 699 nucleotides. NCBI's taxonomy places the organism in Eukaryota, Oomycota, Peronosporomycetes, Peronosporales, Peronosporaceae. The record is from the annotation of a GenBank genome assembly.